AUGGCUUCCCUCUCUCAACUCUUGGUUUUGCUCGCAGCCAUUCAGCCCAUCUUGGCUGCGCCUGUCGUCCAAGCUGUCGGCAGUGUCCAGGCACGAGGCCUGUCACCCGACAACGACGUCGAUGCCGCGGAGCUGCGCUCAUACUGGCCUCGCAAUGCGGCUCCUGAAAACGAUGUCGAUGCCGCCGAGCUACGAUCCUACUGGCCGCGUGAGGUAUCCACGGAAUAA
Messenger RNA from Neoarthrinium moseri, 228 nucleotides. RefSeq lists its product as uncharacterized. The coding region runs from base 1 to 228 and encodes 75 amino acids. The transcript has 2 exons. Lineage: Eukaryota; Fungi; Ascomycota; Sordariomycetes; Amphisphaeriales; Apiosporaceae. The record is from RefSeq and is a predicted model, not a curated record.